Molecule: messenger RNA, 969 nt
Organism: Aspergillus saccharolyticus JOP 1030-1
Lineage: Eukaryota; Fungi; Ascomycota; Eurotiomycetes; Eurotiales; Aspergillaceae
Product: oxidase ustYa family protein
Exons: 3
Coding region: 1-969 (322 amino acids)
Biological process (GO): mycotoxin biosynthetic process
Source: RefSeq, a predicted model, not a curated record
AUGGGGUGCUUCAGAUCCCUCAAUUCAGGAUUCAAAUUUCGUGCCGUCCAGAGCAAAAGUUGCGAUGAUGAUGAGGAGGAUAUCGAGUCUGAAGAGCUGCUUACAAAAAGAAGUCAUCCGGAACGCCUUUCCAAGGCCUGGAUCUACCUGACAAUUGCCAAUGCAAUUAUCUUGAGUAGCACUAUUGCUAUAGUCAUUGGUGCGAGGAGCAGUUCCUGGAAGGCAGAGAAGAAUGCUCUCCUGAGGCCAGUAUCAUGGUGGUCGCCCGUCUUGGAUGACAUCGAGAUCCCGAGUUAUGAAACUACCAUUAACGGGACCCUUUUCGCCCUUCCUGAAAUCUCAAUCGCCCGCGAGGAGCCCAGCGCCGCGAAUGAUGCCGCGUGGGCACGCUAUGAAAAUGUUCUGACCCACGUUAUCACUCGCGACCAAGUCAUCAAGCUGGGCAAGGAUCCCGAAACCGUCGCACGCUUUGAUAACGAGUACUGGGGGAUGGGCGACGAUGCUUACAUGGCUCAGCUCGAUGUGAUGCAUCAAAUUCAUUGUCUAAAUCUACUGCGCAAGUCCGCCUUCGCCGACUACCCUGGCUAUGAGCCCGAGCUUGACGUCAAAGACAAGAUGUGGUGGAUUCACCUGGGCCAUUGCACCGACAUCCUAUUGCAGAACAUCAGAUGCAAUGCCAAUACAGAGGUUUUAACCUUAGACUGGGUGGAAGAUCGGGGUAAUCCGUGGCCGGACUUCAGCAUCAAUCGCAAAUGUCGAGAUUUUGAUGCCUUGCUGCACUGGCAACAUGAUAACGCUGUUGACGUGGACAAAUAUGAUGCCAUGCCAGUGCCCAAGAAUGCAUUUGUGUGGCCGUCCCCGUGGAAGAAGCAAGAUUACGAACUCGGGGUGAAGCUGGGGGACCAUCAUUUUCAGGAAGGGGAAGUUCUCCGUGACCCCCACGAGCAUCAUGCCCAUCAGGCACCGUGA